This is a messenger RNA of Moesziomyces antarcticus, 6474 nucleotides long. RefSeq lists its product as uncharacterized. The coding region runs from base 1 to 6474 and encodes 2157 amino acids. The transcript has 2 exons. NCBI's taxonomy places the organism in Eukaryota, Fungi, Basidiomycota, Ustilaginomycetes, Ustilaginales, Ustilaginaceae. The record is from RefSeq and is a predicted model, not a curated record.
AUGGACGUCCCCACCCUCAACGUCGCCGCGCCCGUAUUCACCCCGGGCGCAGGCGCACGUUCCAAUGCUCCUCCAGUCGCAAGGGAGCCCUCGCCGAUGCGCCCAUCCUCCUCGGCUUCGGGUCAAGACACUCCCGUUCACGACCAGCGCCCAUCAUUGCAUUCUACCAUGCUUUCACAGAUUCAGAACCAGAUGACUCCUGGCGGCGGUGUUCCAGGCGGCAUGGUCCACAUGAACGCCGCCUCUCGACCCUUUGUUCCCGGCGGCGCCGCGCCUCUCUACAAGCAAGAAGUUCCCAUCACUCCACUUCAUUCGGCGCCGACUCCGACCAAUGGCUUCAGCCGCUCGCCGCUCGCCGGCCACGCCCUCGCUCACGGCUUGAAUCCAGGCAGUGUCCAGCUCACUGGACUGCCUGCCUUCCUCGCAACGCCGCCAAUCAUGACGAACCCCCCUUACAACUCGGCAUACCCAGCUGGCCCACCCUCGCCCAUCUCGCCUGGCGCCUCCGUUCCUCCGAGUCCAUUCGCCAUAUCUCACCCGCAGAACGCGCUCGGUGUUCAACGCCAAGGACCUCUUAUGGGCGCAAACAUGAACGCCAGGAGAGGCAGAGGGCCGCAACCCGUCACUCCCCUCAAGUCGUCCGGACACAAUUCAACGCCUUCCAUAUCCAUGAACCCCGCCGCCUUUGCAGCCAACCUUGCCGCGCUCAAGGCCAAGAAGAAGGUCGUCGUUUCCAUUCCCAACGAGAAACCUUUGCCAGACGAUUCGGCGCUCAUCUCGCAGCACGACAGCGAGUCGCUCAACAGCUCGCCAGAGUUCAGCGGAGACGACAAGGAACCGAGCUCAAGUACCCAAGACGUCAAGCUGCGUCACGCUCUAGCGGCCGCUCAGACUCGUAACAAAUGGAUCUUGCGUCAGCCAUGGUCUCGCGAUCUUCACGACCAAGUGCCUUGCCUCGACGUCCCGCUAGACGCAGUCAUCACCUGCGCAGUGCAUCCCGAGCCUUGGCCACACUCCUUGGGCUUGCCGGACACCAUCGAGAUCUACCUUCCUGGUCAGAGCGCCUGGGACGAGUACCAAGAGCAGCGUUACGAGGAGCAGCAACUCGAGGCCGAGGCGGCUGCCUUGGAGCAGCAGCAGCUGCAGCCAAACGUCCUGCCUUUGCUACAACCCAAGCCGCUCCUGCCGUCGGAACUCGCCAUCUUCGCUCCGGACCACAAGAUCCGCAGCUUUUCCAUCUCAACUCCCGCCGAUCCCAACAUGGUCUCCUUCAAGCUCAACCGCUUCCUCCAAUCGCAGCAUGCCGACUCCGCCGCUGCAAACGACGCAAGCGGCGCUGAACCUCUCCAGAACGAGCCAGGGCCAUUUGCCCGCCUCAAUCCCGAUCUGCCUAGUCGACUGCGCGAGGCUUUUGCCCGUCGUCGCGGAGAAAGUACAGACAUCAGCCUCCGCCCGCCCACGUCCAAGCAUGGCCACACAAUGUCGCUCGGCUUGCCGAGCUCGGGUGGUCCAUUUGGCCCCGAGGUCUUCAGCGCUCUCGACUUGAUUCGCGCCAAUUCGGACCAAGGACCUUCCCAGCCUCCGUCCGACACCCACGAUGCUGAGAUGCCUUUGUCCGACUCGGAAGCCAUGGCUCCGAGGGCUCAACCUUUCCUCUCUGAAAUCGCCGAGGAUGACGCAGAGGAAGAGUAUGCCAUCGCUGGAACCGCACGAGCAUCGUCAAAGCCCUCAGGCAGCGGAAACUGGAAGGAUCUCGGCAGAGGUUUCGGAUACGAAGUCGAGCCUAAUGCUCACGCUUCCACCAGCGACCGAAAGGCUCGAUCUCAUGCGCGCCAAGCAUCCAGAAUCUCGGUCAGCACCUCGCGUCGAGGCGGCCAAGACAGCGACGAGCUUCUCUCGGACGGCGAACACUUCGAGAUCCGCACCAACCCAAGCGAAGAUGCCGACGCCUCGGACUUUGAGGAGGAUGCGGGCGAGUAUGGGGAGGAACACUGGCACGCUCGUCGCGCCAGCGCACAUCUCUCUGCCUUUGGCGACGCUCACGACCGCCACGGCUUCGAUAGUGUCUCGGGAGGCAGCGACGACGACAGCCUGCGCGACUCUCUCACCCCGUCGGACGAGCAGUUCAGCAAUCCUUCGGAUGAAGAGGCGGCUCGCGAGGAGAGGAUGCUGCGCCGACAGCAUCGCGCAGCAGAGCGAGCGGCUCGCCAGGAGCGCAAGGCCCGCCUUCGAGCACGCGCCAACACUGACAACACACUUCCAAGCAGCAGCAUUGGCGAGGCCGACCUGUACGAGAACGGUCGCUACGACUCGGAUGGCGACCAAGCCGAUGCACAGCGUCACGACAGGGCGCGGCGCCGUGACCUCGAUGACAUUGUCAGCAAUCCGUCCGACGAGGUGCACUCCGACUUUGAUGGUACCGAGACGUUUGGACACACCCACCGCCAUGGUCGCAAUGACGACGGCCCUCGUCUCAGUCAGGACUUCCGGUUCCCACCGCCCAAGCCGACGGGGUCGAACGCAUCGCAGCCUCGUUCCAGCAAUGGUCCCACAAUGUCAGGAACCCUCGGUCGCGCUGCGGGCUCGUCCAUGCUCAAUCCAGGCGCCAAAGAGUUCACGUUCGGCGGCGUUGCCACUGCGAGCGCUGGAACAAGGGCGGUCUCGGCGCCAUUGUCCAACGGCCAGGAUGCCGGCGCACACUUCCGCCUGCCCAGCAUCAAGACGUCGAGCUUUGGGUCGAGCGCGCUCGGCGAGGCGGCUGCAAAUGCUCCCCAUCUCAAUGUUGGUGCGCCUUCGUUCAAGCCCGGAGCAUUCACGUUCAAAGCUCCCGACGGUGUCCGCCUCGAGCUGCCAAAUACCACGCAUGCUGCAGCGACGGCGGAUGGCGCGGACGCAGAGGACGACCGCAUGGCGCAGAGCGAAAGGCAAGGACGCGAGAAACGCACCCGCUACGGCCCCAUUGACUAUGCCAGCGAGGACGAGCAUGACGCAGCCUACGGUACAAGCCCGCCCCGGCCCAAGGCUUCGGCUGCGAGUAUCGAGGGCCCUCUGCGCAGCUUCAGCACGCUGUCAAGGCAGGGCCCUCCUCCCUUCCUGCCACCCAACUUCCAGCAGCAGCAGCAGCAGCAGCAGCAGCAGCAGCGCGCUGUCUCCCAUGACUCGCGCUUCACUGCUGACGCGCCCUCUUUCGUCCCGACGUGGGCUAAGGGUGCAGCUGCGUUUGGCGGAUCCACCAGCUUCAAACGCCCGACCUUGCCGGACUGGGCGCCAGCCGAGAAGAAGCCGAUGCCGUCGAUUCGUGACCCGAGCAUGUUUACGAUGGAGACAGGCAACAAGGCUAUUCCAAUUCGACGUCCGGCCGAGGAUGAAGCUGAACAGUCCGCAACUCAGAAUCGCUCGCCUCAGAGCGGUAUCGCAGCGCAACGAAAUGCCGCCAUGCAGGCUACGUCUCCGGCUCAGAGCAGCGUGCCCAAGUUCGACGGUCCUCGCGCAGCAGGCGAGGCGAGUGGAAAGUCAUCUAACAACACCCUGUCAGCCCCAGCACCGUGGGAGACAUCGCGCAAAUCCGAGUCGGAAUGGCAAGCGGAGAGAGCACGUCCGAUCCACAUUCCUACUGGACCGCACAGCUUCCAGUCUUCUGUGGCUGGUUCACUGGUGUCUAACGCCGAAGCACGUCUUGGAAUGCGUUGGGCACCCCACCACACACCUUCUCUGUCUCGCGACAGCAUGAGCGUGUCUUCUGCAGGACGACGCCAGAGACGCUCCGACCGCAGUCCGCAGAAACACCGCAACGUCAGGCUCGAUGAUGGCGACGAUGAAGACGAGGAAAGCCUCACCGACUUCGUGGAAGAGAUCGCGGAGCGAGUUGACAAGGCACUCGAAGGCUGGGCCGGCAAGAUUCUGGACGAGGUCACCAUCAUGGGCCAGGUGCGACCCAACCCGCGUCACCUCAGCCCAGCAUCCGUCGAAGUCAGCUUGGACCAGGACAAGAUUGUGCAGGAGCUCUCGAGGCGCGUGGAGGAGGCAUUAGACGCCCACCUCGCCAACACCUUCCAGUCGCAUUCUCGCAAGAUGACCGACGCUUCCGACGAGACGCAGACUACCAUUCGUCCUUCUCGACAGAGGUAUUCUUCGUCUGAUGACAAGGUGGCCUCGGGUCUGGCCGAUGCGUCUGGCGAGUGGGACUUUGACUACGUGCAGGAGGUCCUCGACAUGAAGCUCGGCGAGCUUCGGGACCAGUUCAAGAUGUCCAUUACGCAGGUUAUAGAGAGGAUCGAUGCGCGGUCCGAAAGCAAGGACAGAGGAGUGGCUCAAGAGGCUGACCAUGUCAACGGUCUGACGGGUGCAGACGUUCAAACCAAGCUCGCUGAAAGUGUGGCAGCACGCGUGCUCGAGCCACUGGACUCGCUGCUUCGAUCGCACGUCCAGACGGCGUUGGAAAGCAAGUCUGCAUCGGAAGGCAAGCUCGAGCAGUCUGUCCAGGCCAAAUUGGACGAGAACCUCUUCCUGCUUUCCGAGAAGGGAGCCGCCGAUCGAUCGAGCCUGCAGCAUAUGCUCGAGGCAAGGGUUCAAGAUCUCGAGGGUGCGCUGGGCGAGAUCGUCGGCUCUGUCAAGCUGCACUUUGAGACUGCCUUCCAAGAGCGCCUCCCGGCCAUCGCCGAGGAUGUUGCAGCGAGGGACGUCGCUCUGGCAGACAAACUCACCAACCAGCUCGGCCAGGCGCUUGGCCCCGUCUUGUCGGAGAACCGCCGAUGCCUCUUGGAAGACAAUCAGCGCAGCCGAGACGUGGUGCUCGAGUCGAUCCCCUCGGCCUCGCAGACGGCGCAGGCGACGUUGCAGCUGCUAGAGCCGCUGGUGCAGAGCCUCAAGAGCGACCCGAUCGACUCGGAUGCGCUGGUCACGAGGAUCGCAGAGGUGAUCGGCAAGCAGUCGAUCGAGCACAUGGUGGAUCUCAAUCCUGUGCUCGCGCUGCUCGAACCGCUCAUCACGAAGCAGGACGAUGCGCGUGCAUUCAGCAAGAAGAUUCUGCAGCGGCAGGAGGAGACCGACCAGACGCUUUCGGAGCUACCGGCCGCCAUCAAUGCCAAGACCGAGAUCUUCCUGUCGAGCGCAAGCGCCACGAGCGAGACGCAGGCACAGAUUCUGCAAGAGAUCGGCGCGAUCAAAGCCGAGAUCGAGCGCAAGGCUUCCGAGUCGACCGGUGCGGUGCCAACGAGCAUGGUGGUGCUGCAGGAGAAGCUCGAGGAGCUCACGCGAGACCGGGAGCUGCACCGCGAAACUGCAGGCAAGACGCUCGCCGAGCUCGCGUCGGUGUACCAUGUGCUCAACAGCUCGUACGAGGCUCUGUCGCGGCUCGAGGCGCAGCACGCAACGACGGAAGAGACGCACCGCGAGCUUCUAGCGCGAUUCGAGAAGCAGGCGCAGGAGCAGUGCGAGCUGGGUCGGGAAGUGCGCGAGGCCGAGGCACGCGCUGCUCGUGCCGAGGCAAGCAAGGCGGAGCUGGCGUCUCGCUCGUCGGCUGCGGAUGAGGAGGCUGUGGCGUUGCGCGAGCACGUUUCGCGGCUGACCGCCGAGCUCGCCGCGGUCAAGGCAGAAAAGGCUCAAGACAAGGAGGGCUGGACGAAGGCGCUAGCUGCAGAGACUGCGCGAGCUGAGCGUGCCGAGGCGACAAGUGCCGAGAUGCAAGGCCGUCUGGGCCAGGUCGCCGAGCAAGCGGGUGCGGCGGAGCGCGAGGCGUACGAGUCGGCCAAGGCAGUGCUGGAGCGCGCUUCCAAGGCGGAGGGUCAGAUUGUGGCGCUGGAGAAGCGGCUGGCGGAGCAAGACACCAAGAUCGCCAACCUGCAGCAGGUAUGUGCGACGCAGAAGCAAAAGGCGGCGCAGAGCCACCAGAAGCUGGCCGAGGGCGAGAAGCGCGUCAAGGAGCUCGAGACCAAAGCAGACGCGCUGGCCGAGGCGACGGCUCGCCUGAGCGUGCUCGAAGGCGCGGCCGCGGAGCUUGGGGAGGUCAAGCAGCAGCUGCACGAGACCGAGCAGAGGGAAGCGCACGUUCGGGCUGAGCUCGAGUCGUACAAUGCUCGCUUCGGCGAGCUGGAGCGGGAGCUGGUGGAGAUCAAGGCCAACUAUGUCGAGGCGGCGACGCACGGGUCGACGCAGUCGGAGCUCGCGGCAAGCCAGGCGCUGGUCGAGACGCUGCGCGCGCAUGUGGCGGCGCUCGAGGCGGCGGCGGCAGCGUCACUGGCCGGCAUCGACGGGUGGGAGGCGGUCGAGACGCCGCGCACGGGCGCGUGGGCGUCGAUGCAUGCGCCGCGCGCCCCCGCCCGGGUGUCGCGCAAGAACCUCGGCGUGCUCAGUGCGGCAACGAGCGCCGACACGUCGGCCAAGUGGGUCGAGGCGCCCGCGCGCUCGUACUCGUUUGCCUCGACCGCAGGCAGCCGCAAGCAAGUCGAGGUGGACGAGGGCGGAUGGUGGUCCUGA